Messenger RNA from Postia placenta MAD-698-R-SB12, 1183 nucleotides. RefSeq lists its product as hypothetical. The coding region runs from base 44 to 1183 and encodes 379 amino acids. The transcript is spliced from 3 exons. The record is from RefSeq and is a predicted model, not a curated record. NCBI's taxonomy places the organism in Eukaryota, Fungi, Basidiomycota, Agaricomycetes, Polyporales, Adustoporiaceae. Gene Ontology annotation, molecular function: actin binding.
GCUUCCACCAACCACCUCCCUCGUGGACUAGUGCGGCUCAGACAUGGCGUCAGCGGAUCUUUUGAAGCAAAUUCAGGCGGGCAGGAUGCUCAAGAAAGCAGAGACGAAUGACCGCAGCGCGCCUGCCGUCGAGGCACCAAAAGGUGCGGGCGUGGGGGGCAGAUCGGUCAGUGCAGGCGGAGGAUCGUCGGGCCACUCUGCGAUAGCCAUGGCGGCCUCUGCGUCAGCGGGGCCGCCCCAGCUGGGCGGGCUAUUCGCUGGUGGUAUGCCUAAGUUGAAGCCCGCGGGGCAGAGCAAUCUAGGCAAACCUCCUACACUAGGGAAACCACCAUCUAUACCCAAACGAAAUGGUGCUGCCUCGGCACCUCCUGCGCCCCCCGCCCCUCCGAGCAGACCUUCGCCAGCUCGGCCACCACCGCCACCCGCGCCAGCGCCGAGCGCACCCACACCCCCGAGCCGUCCUGCCCCAAGUCUUCCGGCCAGGACAGUCCCGGCGCCACCGAGUGCACGUCCACCGCCUCGUCCUGCACGUUCCGCGUCUCCACCGAGCAGCCCGCCUGCCCUUCCAGCCCGUGCGUCCUCGAACGCGUCCGCUCGUGCCCCUCCGAGCAUCCCAGUGCGUCCAACAUCCGCCCUUCCUCAUCGUAAGGUUCCCCCGCCCCCAACUACACCCGGUCGAGCGCCGCCUCCGCCACCAGCGAGACCGUCCAGCCUCAAGCCACAUGCGGAAUCCGCUGCCACCUCGCGCGCUGCGCCCCCGCCUCCGCCCAGGCGACCGGUUAGUGUGGCUCCGCCUCCGCCACCUUCGCGCGUGAGGACGGUCGCAGAGGAGACGCAUCGCCCGACGCCGUCGCCCCCGCCUGCACCGGCACGACACACGCCCGCGCCGCCUGGCCCCCCGCCCCCUCCGCCUGGACCUCCGUCCUCCCGGCACUCCCUCGCGCCGCCCCCUCCGCCUGCUUCUUUUUUGCCUGCUAGGUCCAGGACUCAGUCAACGUCCAGCGUCCCUACAGCUCCGCCUAGCAGGGUGCCGUCUACACUUGUACCCACGCCCCCACCACUGGCAGGCUCCCAUACGUUCCCGGUGACUGGCUUCCCGCCACCGCGACCGUUCAAUCCUAGCGUGAAGAAGUAUAGUGGAGGUCGGCAAAAGGGAAGCGAUUUUGACCUUGCUGUGUUGUAG